AUGCGUGCGGUCGCGUCGCACCCAGAACCUGCUUACCGGGGCCGCGUGCCGGACAGCGCCGUGGCCCGGGGUCCUGAGACGGUAGACCUCUGGGCAGGGCUGGGCCAAGCAAGUCGCGCUCGUGCGGGCGAGCUUCUCGAUGGUGGAUGGGGUUCUAAGGAGAGACGGAGAGACCAGCUGUCACAACGCCCCGGUCUGCGGCACCGCCCAGGCGGCCGAAGGCGCCCUUUCCCCACGUCCUGGCCGGUGGGGGCCGGGCAUAGGGCUGACGCACGCGUUGCUAGUGUCCGCAAGGAAGUUGGGGAGCCCAGGCGCCCAGCUGCCCUCUCCUGGGCAUCCCCAAGCAAUGGAGAUCGGGGCCCCUGUGGGAGCCCGGCCUUCCGGAGCACGGGCCCUGAACGUGGCACGGAACACCGGGCGCCGACGGGUCCCCGCUGUCUCCUGUGGACGCGAGCCAAGAGUUGCAGCCCGGGAGUUCUGGCCAGGAAGCCGCCCACCCACGCCUCGUCCCACCUGGGCUCCAAGGAUCUGAGCCCCUCCACGGCGAGCCCAAGGUUGCUCGGACCCAGGGCUCCCCCAAGGCCGAGCUGUGAAUGCCAGGUCACUAGCCACCACUACAGCGAGCCACAGGGUUCACGGGCCGCCCUGGACGAGGGACCUGACUCCCCGCGUGCAGGGCCGCUUCGUCAGGACCCGGUCCUGGGAGCAUCAGAGUCUCAGGCCAGAGGCUCAGACCCAAUGGCCGCUAGGGGCUGGGACUGGCAGAUUCUGCCCCGAGGCCCAGUGGACCCUUUUGGUCUCGAGAGCACAAGGAAUCAUCCUGUGCUCCUCCCAAGCCACCUGCCGGGCUGCCGGAGGCCUUGGGCGUCUGCUGAAUGGGACAGGAGCUCAGGCCUCGUCAGCCCUCGGAACCAUGCCAAUCCCGGGUCUUCAGCAACGACCCAUUGCUGA
Molecule: messenger RNA, 951 nt
Organism: Soboliphyme baturini
Lineage: Eukaryota; Metazoa; Nematoda; Enoplea; Dioctophymatida; Soboliphymatidae
Source: the annotation of a GenBank genome assembly